AUGCCUCGUCUUCUUUACUUUGGUCAAAAGAAUCAUUUUCACAAUCUUUGCAAAUUGUACAAGGAUCAAUCACCACCAAAAUUUAAAUCCACAAGAAUCCAAUGUGAUUUACUUCCUCUAUUAGAGAAUGAAUUUAUUAAACUUGGAACGAAACAAAUUUCAAAGAAUAACAUUCUACAGAAAUAUCAAGUAUUUAAAGAUACUAUUGUGAUGUUGGCUACAGAUGGAGAUGAAUAUUUUCCAAGUCAAACAUUGAUCAUGAUCAAAUUGUUAGAAAACAAGUCAGUUCAUUAUAUUGUGGAAUUGAGUGAAGAUGGUUAUAUUGAAGAACCUGUGGAUGAUAUUCAGGUUGGAGAUGAUUUUGUGGUUUUGAAAGGUCAAUCUCAUAAUCUUUAUAUUUGUUAUCAAAAUACCACUUCACAGCGCUAUGACGUAAGACCUCUUUCAUUCGAACAUGGUCAAAUUGAUUAUUAUUCAUGUGCCAUUCAUUCCUUGGUCAUUAAAACAAAGGCACAACAGUUUUAUGUGGCCACGAUUGAUUCAUUAAGUGGGAAAAUCAAAAACUUGGACACUCUUAUUGAGAUGAGCAAAUUGACUUCAAGUCCUACUGAGAAAUUAGAACAAGUUGAGACCUUGUUUUACGUUGAGAGUGGAAUGUAUCCUCUCGCUAGAACCUCAAAUAAUGAUAAACUGAUCUACAAGGGGCCAUACGGCAUUCCUCAUAGGCGAUAUGGAGGUGGUUAUAUCGAUGGAAUAUUGUUGGAGGCUAAACAUUAUGGUGUAGGAGUCACAAUAGAAAAACUCUAUUGCGAUUCCAUUUCUGCUGUGGUCAUGCUUAGUAACGGUCGACAUCUUUGGGUGAACCAUGUGGACUGCUAUUUCAGAGUUGAGGAUUUAACUUCAGUUGUUCAACAAUGUGUUGGAAAUGAAUGGGAAAUUGAGAGAGUAAUUCCCAAUAGAGGCGGAAAUGGUUAUGCUCUCAUGUUGAAAAACACCAAGACUGACUCUUCUCAAAUCAUGGUCGUCACCAAUCCAAGAGCAGUAGGUUGUGAUCCAUUGUUUCUCGAGAACUCUAAAGAUUUGAAGGUAAAAGAAGAAGAAUAUAUUUGGGCGUUUUUGUUACCAACCUAUGUGCUCAGACAAUAUUCACUUUCUGAAUCAAACAACAACAUUGAGAAUGUUUAUCUCACCAAUAGUUUCAUGUUGUUUGAGGUUGAGGAUCAGGAAAAGGUUUAUUUAAAAAGAUUAGCAGCCUGUGUUGGAUUCCGUGAUAUUGAGGUUGUUUCUUUUGACAGGUUAAAUUAG
This is a messenger RNA of Naegleria lovaniensis, 1305 nucleotides long. RefSeq lists its product as uncharacterized. Bases 1 to 1305 code for a protein of 434 amino acids. The transcript has a single exon. The record is from RefSeq and is a predicted model, not a curated record. NCBI's taxonomy places the organism in Eukaryota, Heterolobosea, Eutetramitea, Acrasida, Naegleriidae.